UGCCAAGGCGGGUGUUGCACAUCUCGGUACCGAGCUUAGCAUGAUGGUGUGCUUCUUUCUGCUGCAGAAAACUUGCCGCCACACUGAUCGGCUUCUUUUGCAAAGAGAUGACGAGCCUCGAUAGUCUGCUCAAAUGGGUCAGACACAUCCUCGGCAUCCUCAUCCAGGCUGCCGACACACCAGCAGACAAGCCAAACGCCAGCAAGGCGGUAGAGUCUGCCAUUCUGGCGCUUGGUCGUGCAGCGCGCGUUGCCCGAGACGAGGUGCUGCACCGCAUCUUGUUGAGCUUGGUCCAGCACCUCAAUGCUCCGGAACCCCUUCGAUCGCUCGUUUACCUGCAAAUCACCGAGCUGGCACUUCACAACAACGUGACUACGUACCAGCUACUAAGUCCAGCUAUGGGCGCCAUCAGUGCUCACGUUGUGCAGCGCAUGUUUACAGCACCAACGCUGCUCGAAGAGCUUCUCGCUCUGCUCAAUCAGCAACUGGGCAAGUUUAUACAUGCAACGCUUCCCCACACGCUACCUCUUGCCAUCCAAAAGGGCAACGAUCGCCUCUUGGCCGGCCUCGCAGCUGCGAUCAAGCAAUCCGAACGCGAAAUGUGUUUCGAGCAUGCUGGCGCAGCUCUCAAGCACUUUUUGCUCCUACCCGCUCCUGCUCGCGACGAAGCCAUUCAGCGUUUCGUCAUCAUCAUCCGCGGCGCGACAGACAAGGCGACGCUCGAGAACAGCACGCGCCUGCUAUUGAAGAGCUUCAAACCUCAAUUGCUGGGCCACUUGGUCAUUCACCUUGGAGACGAAGCCUGCAGGCAAGCGGCAAUCGAGGGACUCUCGUAUCUAGAACGCUCACGAAGCAAGAGCGAGAGCACCUCCGCAAGCGCACGCGAUGCUUCAGCUGCGCUUUCGACUUUUUUGCGCGACGACAUUUUGGAAAUUUUGGCGUGGCUAAACGACGAGCUUGCAGGCGCGCACGGAAAGACGACGCUGGCUCAAAAGAUCAGGACUGCGCGCAGCAUAGGUGCGCUGGUAGAUGCUGUGGGCCAGUCCAUCGCGUCCGUCACUCCUCAGAUCAUGGCGACGCUCAAUUCGUCGAUGCAGCUGGACGAACUGGUGCUGCCCACGCUGCUCUCGUGGCAAGCCUUCAUCACCAAGAUGCGCUUCGAAGACGUUGCGCCCUUUGUCGGACAGACCGGCGCGUCUCUAGUCGCAGCAUGGCCGCGAUUCGGCGCUGCGGAAAAGGAAGUAGCUGGGAGCUUGUUGAGAUACAUUGUCAUCGACAGUGGCGCCGAAUUUGCGUCGUACCUCGAGAGCGACUUUCCCAACCUUGAUACGCUGGAAGAAGAGCUGCCUGACCUCAGCAGUGCUGUGCGUCAACGCCAGCGCAGCGCACCCGGCCUGCGCAUCGGCAGGGUGCUGGAGCGAGCUGCAAGCGAAAACGCUAGCGUCUCCUCUCAGGGUCUCCAAGAGCUGAAGCGCUUCUUGACCCGCGAGACGGACUAUGUCCGCACCAUCACCAGCGGCAACAUGUUUGACCCCGUCGUCGGCAGAUUGGUCGACGUGCUUUUCAGCGCGGCUUCGAAAGCUACGGAAGGUCAAGCUGACGUGCAAGAUGUAUGCUUUGAGAGUUUGGGCAUUCUAGGAGCAGUGGAUCCCGAUCGUUUCGAACUGCCAAGUCACGAGGACACCUACAUUGUCUUGCGCAAUUUCGAAGAUCGAGACGAGAGCAUCGAUUUUUGCGUCCACCUCAUUCAGCGUACCCUCGUUGGGGCCUUUCGCGCCUCGGAGGAUACUCGACAUCAGGCGGCUCUCGCGUAUGCUAUACAGGAGCUCCUCAAAUUCUGCGGAUUCACACCUGCGCUGCUGGCCACAUCGAGCUCCAAGCCCGUGGCCUUGCGUGUUCGUCAGCGCUGGAACGAAAUGUCUAGCGAGACUUUGGAGGCGGUCGGUCCUCUGCUCAGCUCCAAGUACACGGCGCAGAUGGGCGAGCCCACUCGACGGGAGCGUCCCGUCUACCUCAAUUCGUCGAGCUUCCGCGAUUGGAUCCAGACGCUGGCCAAUGAGCUCAUCUUGGAUGCCCAGGGCAUCGAAGCCAGCAGCAUCUUCACGAUUUUGCGCUCCGUCAUCAAGGACCACGACUUGUCCAUCGCGCGUCACAUUUUGCCGCACUUGGUGCUGCACACGCUCAUCUCCGGAACGGAGGAGCAGCGACAGUACAUUCAUGCAGAGAUCUGCUCCAUCCUCGAGGACCAAGUGACGCCGAGGACGGAAAUGGAUAGCGAACGGCGUCUGUUAUCGGCCCAGGUCAUCUUCGGACUGCUCGACCACAUCAGCUUGUGGACGCGACGCAGAAACGAGACGAGAAAGUACGCCAAACCGCGCGAAGCCGUGCCAGACAAUGCGGUCAAUCACGUUUCCACAGUGAUUGGCUGCAUUUCGGUCGAGCUCAUGGCACGAGCGGCUCUGCAGUGCAAAGCGUAUGCGCGCUCUCUACUGAACUUUGAGCGCCGCGUGCGGGAUCUGAAAGCCAGCGGCACCAAGGAGCUCGACCUGCAAAAUUACUACGAGGACAUGCACUUCAUCUACUCGAAUCUCGAGGAGCCAGAUGGCAUGGAAGGCAUCUCUACGAGCGUCCUGGCCCCAUCGCUGGAGCAUCAAAUCAGAGAACACGAGAGCUUGGGUCGUUGGACGUCUGCUCAAAGCUGUUGGGAGGUGAAGCUGCAAGCUCAUCCGAGCGAGCCGGAUCUGCACGUUGGGCUGCUUCGCUGCUUGCGCAACCUCGGACACUACGACACCAUGCGGACACACAUUCGCGGAGUACUCAGCGCCCAUCCCGAGUGGCGUUCCAUGCUGGCAUCGUACGAAGUGGAGGGCGCUUGCAUAUUGGCUGACUGGGAUGCGGUCCGCUCCGCGCUGGCUCUCGAAACGCACCAAAGCGAUGCGCAUGCCAUGGCUCGCAUCGCGCUCGCCAUGCAUGACCAGGAUCCAGAAGCCAUGCACCAGGCUAUGCGCGAAGCGCGGCGUCUUGUCGGACGUCCGAUCAUCGCAGCAGGUGUAGGAUCGUACGCUCGUGCAUAUGACUCGGUAUCGCAACUGCACAUGAUUCACGAGCUGUUCCUCAUCCAACAGCAGGACGAGAAGAACGUGCUAUCUACAGCUACAGCAACCCAACGCGGCCAACGCGAGCAAAAUCAGCACGCCUUUUCGGCUCACAUGCUGCAGCGCCUCAACGCCACCUUGCCAUCUUUCCGCACUCGCGAACCUCUGCUGAGCUUGCGACGAUCGGCUUUUGCGACCCGUGCGAUCGUCGACCCUGUGUCCAGCGCGCUGAUUGGGCAAGCUUGGAUUCAGACGGCCAAAAACGCGCGACACGCAGGACACGACCAGACGGCUUACAGCGCCGUCUUGCAAGCUACGCAGCGCAACGUGCCGCUCGCAUUUGUUCAGCGCGCCAAGCUGCUAGCGCUGGAUGACAAGAAGCAGACGGCCGUGCAGGAGCUUACGAGCGCUCUGGCAGCGGUUUCCGACUUGAGUGCAAACGCGACUCGCACGCGCUCGCGCUCGCAGCAAGAAGACAGUGUGCUGGGCGACCCUACCGAUCCGAGCGGUCCCGACAGAAAGUCGCUCGCUCGAGCACAUCUUUUGCGCGCAAGACUGAUCGAAGAGACUGGCAGAUACUCGCCGAAUGAGGUCAUCGAAUCGUACAAGCGAAUUGCCGAGGUGGAGAGCGCAUACGAAAAAAUGUGGUACUGCCUUGGACGCUACUACGACACCAACCGGGACAAUCUGGUCAACGAUCUCUGGUGCGAUUAUUACGUCUGUCGGUACUACAUGAAGUCGGCGCAGAGUGGCACCAAGUACUUUUACCGUACAGUGCCUCGCAUGAUGACCAUCUGGCUCGAUGUCGGCGACGAUCCGGUUCUGAUCAAAGCUGCCGGCAAGCAAUUUACCAAGAGUACAGAUCCCGAGAUCUACCACAAGACGGACACCUUUGAAAAGAUUUCGUCGGAGCUGCGCAAGGCGAGCUCACGCCUUCAACGCUACCAGAUCCUCGCGGUGCUUCCGCAACUGCUGUCCCGCGUCGUGCACAAGCAUCCCAGCGUCUGGGGCACUCUGAGCGAGAUCAUCUUGGCAGCGGUAGACGUUUUUCCCCAUCAAUCGCUGUGGGCGAUGAUGGCUGGCUUUCAGUCAAAGGAUCCCGAACGCAAGAAGCGUUUCAUGGAUCUGGUGAAGAAGCUCAAGAGCGGCGUGGGUGCGAGAGCAAAACGCAUCAGCGCCAUCGUAGAGGCUUCACAGAAGAUGGGCAAGGAGCUGCUCUUCCUAGCGGACGCGCCUGUCAAGUCCAAAGAGACGCAGCUCAAUCUUCCUUUGCAGUUUCCCAAGCUGCAGGCUUUGGCUGACAGCGGCUUGAUACUGCCGUUGCAGUCAUCGGUGGUGGUAAGCUUGCCAGGCAAUGGUCAGAUUCCUACAGACUACGAUCCCUUUGGAAGCCCCAACGGUCUUCCUCGUCUCAGUGGCUUCGAUGCGACGAUCGAUAUCAUGCCUUCGUUGCAGAAACCGCGCAAGGUGAUCAUGCUGGGCAGCGACGGCAAGCGCUACCCAUUCUUGUGCAAACCCAAGGAUGAUCUUCGCAAGGAUGCUCGUCUGAUGGAGUUUGAUUCGAUGAUCAACAAGCUGCUUCAGGCAGAUUCGCAAGCGCGUCGGCGGAGAUUACAUAUUCGCACUUACUCUGUGAUUACGCUCAACGAAGAAUGUGGGCUCAUCGAGUGGGUGCCAAACACCAUUGGUUUGCGUCACAUCCUGCAGAAAAAUUACGCCCGUCGAGAUAUUCCGCUUUACACGCACGACCUCAAAGUCUUGCUCGACGAAGCACGAAACAAGCCACGUAAAGCUGCGGACAUCUUCGAAAAGCAGGUCUUGUCUCGCUAUCCAUCCGUAUUCCACGAGUGGUUCAUUGCGACUUUUCCCGAGCCCUCCGCUUGGCUCAAAGCGCGUUCGGCUUACGCUCACACGCUCGCAGUCAUGUCCAUGGUCGGCUACGUGCUUGGACUUGGUGACCGACACGGCGAGAAUAUACUAUUCGACGCAAGCAACGGCGACACUGUCCACGUGGACCUCAAUUGUCUUUUCGAAAAGGGCCUCUCGUUCGAGAUCAAAGAAGUCGUGCCCUUUCGAUUGACUCACAACAUGGUGGAUGCGCUGGGUGUGACCGGCGUCGAAGGAGUCUUUCGUCGCGCGGCCGAAAUUUCCAUGCGGAUCCUGCGAGACAACAGAGACUCGCUGAUGAGCGUGCUCGAGGCCAUGAUCCACGAUCCGCUCGUAGAGUGGGCUGUUGACAGCGCCCCCAAAAGCAAGGCUGGUCAAGAUCCGCGCCUUGCGGCAGCUCGCAAGGCCCUGAGUCCAGUGCAGUCCAAGUUGGACGGCCUCCUUCGCUCUCACGACAGGUGGACCGGCCCUCACUCCGUCAACAAUGCCGUCGACACGCUGAUUCGAGACGCGACUAGCUCGCAGCUGCUUGCUUCCAUGUAUGUUGGGUGGGCCAGCUACCUUUGAUCUCCACAACUUCGGCCUUCAGGUCAUCACACUUCAAAUAGCGACGCGACGCGCCUCGCCUCGCCUCCAUUGCCAGACUACCAUGUGCACACUCACCUGCGAGGCUCGCCAUCUGCAAUGUGAUGACGUCCAUCCCGUGUAUCUGCGAAGGCGAGCACGAUUCGUCCAGUGUACGCCUCAAUCCGCUUGCACUGUGACUUUGCGAGUGCUGCUGGGGGUCAGCCCAGCUUUUCAAGACUCUUUGAGACUGCCUGCAGCUCGGUCUGUGG
Molecule: messenger RNA, 5818 nt
Organism: Ceraceosorus guamensis
Lineage: Eukaryota; Fungi; Basidiomycota; Exobasidiomycetes; Ceraceosorales; Ceraceosoraceae
Exons: 15
Coding region: 108-5549 (1813 amino acids)
Biological process (GO): protein phosphorylation; DNA damage checkpoint signaling; telomere maintenance
Cellular component (GO): nucleus
Molecular function (GO): protein binding; protein serine/threonine kinase activity
Source: RefSeq, a predicted model, not a curated record